This is a messenger RNA of Durio zibethinus, 1807 nucleotides long. RefSeq names its product xyloglucan-specific galacturonosyltransferase 1-like. The record is from RefSeq and is a predicted model, not a curated record. Lineage: Eukaryota; Viridiplantae; Streptophyta; Magnoliopsida; Malvales; Malvaceae. Gene Ontology annotation, molecular function: glycosyltransferase activity.
AUGGCCAUCUCAUUGCCCAAAAAGAAGUCUAAAGCAUCCAAAGAAGUAGAAACAAAGAAACAUCAUUUUUCUGAUACAAUUUUGUUCAAAAUUCUCUACCGUAUCCAUGCUGCGAUCUUCCUGUUAAUUCUUAUCCUUUUAUGGUCUUCUUCCACCACUAUUAUCUCUGGGAAAAUUGUUCACGUAUGCGUUUCGUCGCGGAAGCUCAAUAAUCUUUACUGUCUCUCUGCAGGUACCCAACCCAAUUCUGGAAUCCCAAUUCCAGCUCUUAACAACAGUUCAAUUAAUCCUAAUAUUAGUGCCAGUAUCAAAGAUGUGGUCAACAUUGUCCGGGAAGACCCAGAUCCAAUCGUCAGCAACAGGGUCCAGAAAAAUGACAGUGUUGGAGAAGUUGCCUUUGCUGUGAAGGUUGUUGAAGCGCAGCUGCAAGUUCAAAGAUCAUGGAUGUCACAUAAGAAUGAUGUGGCAUCAUGUGAUGGGAGGGGGAUUUUUGUGUAUGAUCUGCCAUCGAAGUUCAACAAGGACUUGGUAGGUCAAUGUGGAGAUAUGAUUCUUUGGACAAAUUUUUGUAAGUACUUCAAUAACGAGGCAAUGGGUGAGCCUAUUGCAAAGCUUGGAAAAGGAUGGUAUCACACUCAUCAGUAUGCCUUGGAACUGAUUAAGGCAAAGCUGUUCUAUGUUCCAUUCUAUGGUGGCUUAGAUAUCCUGAGGUGGCAUUUCAAAAAUGUCUCUAGUGAUGUUAAAGAUACCUUGGCACUGGAACUUGUGAAGUGGCUUGAGAACAAAAAGUCAUGGCUUCAAAACUCUGGUAAGGAUCACGUAUUUGUGUUGGGUAAGAUUUCAUGGGAUUUUAGGAGAAGAAGUGAUGCUUCAUGGGGGACAAGAUUGCUAGAGCUUGAUCAAAUGCAGAACCCAAUGAAGCUGUUGAUUGAACGCCAACCCUGGCACAUCAAUGACAUUGGAAUUCCACAUCCUACUUACUUUCAUCCCCAUUCAGAUGAUGAUAUCAUCACUUGGCAGCUGAAGAUCAUCCGAUCAAAUCGAAAGAACCUAGUCAGUUUUGCUGGGGCGGCAAGGCCUGAUGCACCAGAAAACAUAAGGUCAAUACUGAUCAACCAGUGCAAUUCAGAUGAGAAAAAAUGCAAGUUUCUGAAUUGUAGUUCAGGUGGAUGUAACCAGCCUGAAUCAGUUAUUGACCUCUUUAUGGAGUCUGAAUUCUGCAUACAACCUCCCGGAGAUAGCCCGACAAGAAAAUCCGUAUUUGAUUCACUUGUCUCGGGUUGCAUUCCGGUACUCUUUGAUCCAUUCACAGCUUACUACCAAUAUCCAUGGCAUUUACCGGAAGAUCAUAGCAAAUAUUCAGUGUUCAUAGACCAAGAAGAGGUGAGGCAGAUGAAGGUAAAUGUGAUUGGAAGACUCAUGAACAUUCCUGUAAGGAAGAGAGAGGAUACGAGGAGGUACAUUGUUUAUGAACUAUUGCCUGGUUUGGUCUAUGGAGACUCAAAUUCCCAGCUUGAAAAGUUUCAGGACGCAUUUUCCAUAACAUUGGAUAACUUGCUUGAGCGGGUGAACAGAAUACAAUGAAUUCUAAAACGUUUCUUGUUCGUUUAUUUGUUUCUUCUUUUGUUUAUUGAUCGUACAUGAGAGUUAAGACAAUAUGUAUGUGUCUUUGUUUUUCUUUUCAAUAUGAACUAAUUUCAAGUUCUAACUUCCAACUAAUGUUCAAAUAAUUUUGUAUGAAAAUACAAUUUGAAUGCAGUUCAUGACGAUUAUUCUACACAUAUUUGAGCAUAUAUCUAUCAAUGAA